AUGGCUAGCUUAAACGCAUCCCCAACAUCCUGGUGGAAACCUGCCGCCCUACCCCUCUUCACGGGCCUGCUCGCCCUGCUCGGCGCCGCAGACGGGGUCCUCAACCUCGCCAAGCCCGAAGGCGGGGCCGCGACGUUCGGUAUCGUGCCCCCGCCGCGGGACACCGUCACCCCGGCCCAGUUCGACGCCUUCCACCACGCGCUCAUCAAGGUCAAGGGCGCCCGCAAUCUGCACAUGUCGUCGUGCAUCCUGGGCUUGGUGCUCUACGGCCAGUUUUCCGACAUUUGCCGCGCUUCACCGCUAGCGGCCACGGCGGUGCGGAGGUGUCUGGGGAUCGUGCUAAUGCUGGGUUCCGGCGUAGGCUUCAGCGGCGCUGCGGUCGUGUCUGAGUACAUGGGGAGCCCUGGCGCUUCGGAUGAGGCGCUCGAGGUUGGCAGGGCUAAGGUCAAAGGCCAUUUGAUUGCCAAUGUGCCCAUCUUGGCGUUGGGAUUGAUUUACUUGUUGUACUGA
Colletotrichum abscissum is the source of this 510-nucleotide messenger RNA. RefSeq lists its product as uncharacterized. Lineage: Eukaryota; Fungi; Ascomycota; Sordariomycetes; Glomerellales; Glomerellaceae. The transcript has a single exon. The record is from RefSeq and is a predicted model, not a curated record. The coding region runs from base 1 to 510 and encodes 169 amino acids.